GAAUAUUGUGUGCUAAUGUACCUUAUUUCCUUUAGAUUUUCUUAUCGAUUUUUGGAGGAUGCAGACCUCUCAUGAACGUUUUGAACUAUUGCUGACCUCUUAAUGUGUUGUCCCUUGUUUCUUUGCCACCUUAUUAUUUUUUCUAGGGUAAUGAGGGACAUUUGUUUGUUUCUAUUCGUUACUAAAACGAAUGUAUUAUUUUAUUCGACUUUUCGUACUUUGCUUUUUUGUGAUAAAUAUGCCAUAGAAUGGGAGUUAUGUAUAGGACGCCACUAUUUAUUUAAGAGAGAGACAGCAAAGCUUUGAUUAUGAAGUCUACUCCUGCUUAUAGGUGCCUAAAAUCAAACAGGUAGCCCAUUGAGGUGUUAUGUAGUGGCUGUCAAGGUCAUCAGCUUGAGCUAUUUUGGCAAAAUCAUCGAUCAUUUCAUCUAUGGGAUCAUCUGUAUGAUUUUCGAGGUAUCUGGCGUAGCUACUCCAAGUUUUGCAAUACUGCUUAAACUGGGUCAAGCUCAUCUUUUGUUCCAGAAUU
This is a messenger RNA of Umbelopsis ramanniana AG, 529 nucleotides long. RefSeq lists its product as uncharacterized. Lineage: Eukaryota; Fungi; Mucoromycota; Umbelopsidomycetes; Umbelopsidales; Umbelopsidaceae. The record is from RefSeq and is a predicted model, not a curated record. The transcript has a single exon. Bases 103 to 306 code for a protein of 67 amino acids.